Penicillium maclennaniae is the source of this 1881-nucleotide messenger RNA. RefSeq lists its product as uncharacterized. Gene Ontology annotation, cellular component: lysosome. Gene Ontology annotation, biological process: glycoside catabolic process; fucose metabolic process. Gene Ontology annotation, molecular function: alpha-L-fucosidase activity. The transcript has 5 exons. The record is from RefSeq and is a predicted model, not a curated record. NCBI's taxonomy places the organism in Eukaryota, Fungi, Ascomycota, Eurotiomycetes, Eurotiales, Aspergillaceae. The coding region runs from base 1 to 1881 and encodes 626 amino acids.
AUGCUGAUGGCAGCAAAACCACUGGAUCGCUGCUGGUCCCAGCUUGGUGGAGUUGGCCAUAUCCGGCGAGGAGACUUGGUGUUUUCAUCUUACUUGACUGAAAAUACCACGAACUUCAAUAGAUCCAACAUUUUCCAAACCAUCAACUGGCUCGACUCCUCGAGGGAGCUUGUCUCGUUGACUUUUCCCAAGUCCUCGUCUGGGUCAGCGACCUCUCCGGGAGGUGCUUCGGUUGAAACCAAGCUGCACGUAUUUGCAUUGUCCAUGUUACCGGUGUUGGACCACAGUUCACCUACAAUCCAAUUGGAGACGCAAUAUGCCCGCUCAACCCAGAAGUGGAUGGAAGGUACUGACAAAGUACAAAUCGUGGAAGUUCUCGUUAACAACCUUGGAUCUUCAUUUGCCCUACGGAAUAGUAGCGUGCGUGUUCACAUCGAGUCUCCGGGCCUUGAAACCGUGGGAGAGGGUGUAAUCCACCGUCUUGGACCCGGUGAUCAGGCCAUAGUCGAGGUUGGUGUUCGCAACCGCAAGGGCGUGACACCUGGAACCACUGGUCCAGCCACGGUUGUAAUUAAGGGUCGCAAUAUUGCAUCUGUCAAGUAUACAUUCCAGGCAACCUAUGGUAUUAGACUUUAUGAGGCUACCUAUGAGUCUAUUUACAGCCAUGAGUCGCCAACCUGGUAUAAUGAUGCCAAGUAUGGGAUCUUCAUUCACUGGGGAACUUACUCAGUACCGGCCUGGGCCAAUACGGGCCCCAGAGAAAGCUAUGCGGAAUGGUAUUGGUGGUGGCUCGGCCAAGGGCCGAAUUAUCCAACUGACGUAUACGACUACCAUCUGGAGAAAUACGGUCCAGAUGUCGUGUACGACGAUUUCAUCCAGAACUUCACUGCUGAUGCCUGGAAUCCGAAAGAAUGGGUAGAUCUCUUUGCCGAUGCCGGUGCCAAUUAUUUCGUCCAAGUCAGCAAGCAUCAUGAAGGGUAUGCAUUGUUCGAUCUUCCGGAGAACGUGACGAAGAGGACUUCCGUGGCUAUGAAACCACACAGAAACUUGAUCCAGGAACUAUUCGAUGCAGCAAAAAAGUACCAGCCACAGCUCCACCGUGCAGUGUACUAUUCUUUACCGGAGUGGUUCAACCCCGAUUAUAGGAAAUAUGGCUUUUCCAGUUGGCCAGGGGGGAACGCCACUGACCCAUUCACAAACAAAACUUUACCGUAUACAGGAUGGGUGCCGGUCAAUGACUAUGUUACCGACAAGGUGCUUCCCGAGAUGAACACCCUAGCCGACAUGGGUACGGAGAUUAUGUGGUGUGAUAUUGGUGGACCUAAUCGGACUCUUGAAUUUGCAUCGGAAUGGUUCAAUCGGGCGGCCAAAGAAAACCGCCAGGUCGUCAUGAAUUCCCGCUGUGGUCUUCCGGGCGACUUUGAUACGCCAGAAUAUGCUUCCUACCACGGCGUGCAGCUUGUUGACAUUGUCAGCAAGAACGGAAACUUACUUCUCGACGUUGGUCCUACUGCAGAUGGAACGAUUGUAGAUGUGGAGCAAAAUCAUCUGCGUCAGGCUGGUACUUGGAUCAAGAGCCAUGCCGAGGCCAUUUUCAAUACUACUUAUUGGUUUGUUACCCCCGAAGAAGGAAACGAGGUCAGAUUCACUACGUCACAAGAGGCGUUCUAUAUUCACAACCUCACCAAACCUAACGGCACCCUGACCCUGUCAAGUCCCGUUCCUUACGUGCAUGGUGACCAAGUUACGGUCGUGGGAGGAAAGAUGCAUGGAACAGUCGUGCCGAGCAGAAAGGACAGUAAUGGCUCCGUGACUUUGUCCAUCAGCAAGGACAUUGCAGCCGCUGACCGAUUCGCCUGGGUGUUUAAGAUUUCGUACUAG